Carcharodon carcharias (great white shark) is the source of this 6204-nucleotide messenger RNA. RefSeq names its product collagen alpha-1(XIV) chain-like. Gene Ontology annotation, molecular function: protein binding. The transcript is spliced from 48 exons. Bases 176 to 5734 code for a protein of 1852 amino acids. The record is from RefSeq and is a predicted model, not a curated record. Lineage: Eukaryota; Metazoa; Chordata; Chondrichthyes; Lamniformes; Lamnidae.
GUAUAGUGUCCGGAAUAUGUCAUCGAAUAAGCGAGCUGUGGAAGGAGACGUAUAAAACUGGCAGCAGCAAAACUCCCUGGUGAAAGGGAAGCCGGGUUUAUAUGUAGCAUCAGAUCACACAGGAGCAAGGGAUUGUCAAUGCUCUAACAGGAUUUGGCUGUUUCCUGGUUUCGCCAUGACCGUACAAAAGAGCUGUGUUCUUGCUUUUGUAAUCGUCGUGCUUCAUCUGAUCAGUCAAGCGGAGGGACAAGGUAGAUUGAAAUUAACUGUUCUGUCUGAAGGCAGACUGCAGAUGAAAUGGAAAGAGGUUGAUGGCAACAAACAGGGGUAUAAAGUACGAGUAAAGCCAUCAGCAGGUACCUCUGAACAGGAAAUAAUCCUGAAGACAAAUAUAGCAAAAGCGACUGUUGUGGGACUUUCUCCCACUCAAGAGUAUACACUGCAAAUAUUACUGCUGAAUGGAACCCGGGAGCACCAUUACGCCAAAAGAAAGUUCAUUUUAAAUGUCCUGAAAGAGCAACAUUUAAAAAAAGUUUCCAAACGUAAGCAAGACAAAAAGAAGGUUACAGGUACAGCAGGAGAGAAUGGUACCCGAUUGGAUUUUAGUAACCCCACAAGCAAUUCAACAGAUCUGCAUCAAAUAGAAAUAUUGUAUGGAAUGCAAUCAAGACGAGUGAAAGGUUCAGAACGAAGAAAAUCAGCUGAUAAGAUGUCAGAGAAUAAAAAGAAACAGAAAUUGAGCAUUACUGUGAAUGAGAGUGGAAGAAUGUCACAGGUGAAAAAUACAACACAAGCUUUAUUUAAAAAUAAAAGAAAAGUGGUACCAGAAAAACAAAAGGAAGAACAUGUGCCUGAAGAAUUUCCAGCCAAGGGAUCUCGGUUCAAGUGCCAAUUGAGUACCGCUGCAGAUAUUAUAAUUCUAAUCGAUGGGUCUUGGAGUAUUGGCAGAGUAAACUUCCGAUUGGUGCGUCAGUUUUUGAUAAACUUAAUUACACCUUUUCAUGUUGCUAUGAAUGGAAUUAGAAUUGGCUUAACUCAGUACAGUGGUGAACCAAGGACAGAGUGGGACCUGAAUUCUUAUUCUACCACAAAUGAAGUUCUAGAAGCAGUUCAGAAAAUACGCUACAAGGGAGGUAACACAUAUACAGCUCUUGCCUUGAAUCAUAUUUUCAAAAACACCCUAAAACCUUCAGCUGGUGCUAGACCAAACACUGCAAAAUACUUAAUUCUGCUAACUGAUGGGAAGUCACAGGAUGAUGUCAACUCAUCAGCUCAAAGCUUGAAAAAUGCUGGUGUUGAAAUAUUUGCUGUUGGUGUAAAGAACGCUGAUGAAGCUGAGCUGAAACAAAUCGCGUCUGAUCCACUUGAACUCCACGUGCACAACGUGCUUGAGUUUAGUCUUCUUGACACACUUAGUGACAGACUCACAAAGAUUCUUUGUGGACAAAUCAAGACCAAGGCAACCAAAAUGAAAAGUGAACAUGACAAGCCUGACAGUGGUACCAUUCUAUAUCCAACCCCGACGAAUCUGGUUAUAUCUGAUGUAACAGCCAGGAGUUUCAAAGUCAGCUGGAUGCAUGGCCCAAAGAAAGCAAAAAAAUACCGUGUUGUAUAUUAUCCAACUAAAGGGGAUAAACCAGAAGAGGUGAUUGUGGAUGGAACAGUUUCAUCUGUGGUCCUAGAGAACUUACACUCCCUUACUGAAUACCAAAUGGCAGUUUUUCCCAUCUAUGAAGGUUUUGUUGGUGAAGGUCUCCGGGGCAUAGGAACUACGUCAUCUUUUCCGUCACUGAAUAAUCUUACAAUCUAUGAUGUGACACACAACAGUAUGAGAAUUAAAUGGCAACCUCAAGAUGGAGCUACUCAGUAUAUGAUCCUGUAUGAGCAAGUUUCCAGUGAUAGAACUGAUGAUGGAAAAGAGGUGAGAGUUGAUGCUCAGUAUACAGAUAUUGAAAUAGAAGGUCUUUCUGCAAAUGCAGAGUAUGUUGUGACAGCUUAUGCUUUAUAUGAAGAGGAAACAAGUGAACCAGUAACUGCACAGCGAGCAACAUUCUCGCUGAAACCCCCAGAAAAUUUACAUCUCACUGAAGUUCAUCACAGUAGUGUUAAAGUAAACUGGGAGACAGCUUCAAAGAAAGUGAGAGGGCAUCGUAUCAUUUAUGUGACUGCCAAUGGGAAUGAUCCCAAACAGGUCGAAGUUGCUGGGGACAUUACAAAUGUCCUAUUAAAAAACCUGACCUCGUUGACAAAGUAUGUGAUUUCUGCACUUUCUAUUUAUGACACUGGGACCUCUGUGCCUGUUACCAUCACUGCUGAAACAUUCAAGGUUCCACCUCCAUCAGAUCUGAAAGUUACUGAAUUUUCAGGCACCAAUUUAACAAUUACAUGGAAACAUGCAGCCAGCGAUGUCAUUCUUUAUAAAAUAAAAUGGAUUCCACUUAGCGGAGGAAAAUUAAAAGAGCUCGAUGUCAAAGGGAACAUGGACACAGCCGUGUUACAGGGUCUAGACAAGAAUAUAGAAUAUCAGGUGUCGCUGUCUGCAUUAUAUAAUGACACAGCAAAAAGCAAUGCCAUUGUUCUCCGCUAUAACACAUUUUCCAGAAAUCCUCCGUCAAACCUUCUCAUAGAGGCCAAGACACCCACUAGCCUCCAAAUCAGCUGGGAUCAUCCAAGUGCCAAUGUUCAGCAUUAUAAAAUAUCAUAUAUAACCAUUAAAGGUGGCCAUGCCGAAGAGACAAUCGUACCGGUUAAGAGAAACAACAUAAUAAUACAGCCACUAACUUCUAACACUGUGUAUGAGGUGACUGUUGCUGCUGUCUAUACUUCAGGUGAUGAGGCCAGUAUAUCCGGAGAGGGAAAAACGUUGCCUUUUGAUCCACCGUCUAACCUACAUAUCUCAGAAAUAUGGUACAAUCACUUCCGGGUCACAUGGGAUAAAGCUGAGACACAACCAUUGGGAUAUGCUGUGAUUUAUCAGACAGCUUCUGCUCAAGCCAUGGAAGUAAUGACAGGAGAGGAUGCAGAUUCAUUAGUCAUUAAGAACCUGCAGAAUGGCCUAGAAUACAACGUCAAAGUGCUUGCAGUCUAUCCAAACGGCAACAGCACAACUGUUGAAGGAAAAGUGACAACAUUAUACUUGAAUGUAACUGAUCUUAGUACCUAUCAGGUCCAGUUGACCACUAUGUGUGCCAAGUGGGAAGGACACCCUGCAGCCUCAGCCUUCAGGAUUGUCUUAAAGUCAAUGAAAGAUGGAAAGACACAGGAAAGCACUUUGCAAGCAGGAAUAGACAAGUAUUGUUUCAGGCUGCUCUUUCCCAAUACUCAGUAUAAGAUUACUGUGUACACACGCCUACAAGACAUGGAAGGAUCUGCUGUUUCUGUUCUUCAAUCUACAUUGCCACUUCCAACAAGGUCUGCAUUUGUUUCGACUGCUGUUCCUGCUGCCUUCAAAGCUUGCCAUAAUAUCACAGCAGACUUAAAGUUCAUAAUUGAUGGAUCCAGGUUUGUAGGAGGAAUGAACUUCAAGAAGCUCAUUGCUUUUCUAUAUGAUACUGUCAACGUUUUUAACAAAAUCGGUCCUGAAGGAAUACAGGUGUCAGUGAGUCAGUUUAGUGGUCACAUGAGGAAUGAAAUUCAGUUUGGCUCCUUUGAAAGUAAAGAGAAGUUACUGGGAGCAAUCUAUGACAUACCUUACAGAGGAGCAGACUCUAAUACAGCCAAGGACGGCAUAACAUCUAAUCAUGUGUUUUCCAAAGAAGAAAUAAUGAGAAGGAAAGGUGUUCACAAAAUUUUGAUUGUAAUCACUUGUGGGACUGUACUUGGUGAAAUACGUCAAACUGUGCAGCAGUUGGCACUGAAAGGCUUCUUUAUUUUUGUUCUUGGUGUUGAUGAUGCUGAUGAGGAAAAAAUUGAUGAAAUUGCAGGCACACCUAGCAGAACUGUUUUACAUGUAAAUGACUUCAAUGAUUUAAGCACCAUUGGAAAUAAAUUUAUUUCAUCCAUUUGUCAGACUAUCUCUACAACUUGUCCCUUGACAAAUAUUAGAGACAAUGUUGUACCAGGAAUUAACAUGAUGGAGGCAUUUGGCUUAGUAGACAACGAGUAUUCAGAACUUGAAGGAGUUUCUAUGGAGUUUGACAUCUUUACACGCUCACCAUCAUAUAACAUUUUUGAAAAUGCCCAGCUUUCACAGGCUACCAGGAAUAUCCACCCCACGGGACUACCUCCAGAGUACACAAUUACAUUGUUCUUCCGAUUACUGCCCAAUACUCCUAAAGAACCAUUCGCAAUUUGGCAGGUUGUGGAUGAAGAUUUUCAGCCUCUUGUGGGAGUGGUGCUUAACUAUAACCAACAAACUCUGAACUACUUUAAACUUGACUAUAAGAAUGAAUUUCAGGGAAUUGCUUUUAACCAACCUGAAGUUAAAAAAAUUUUCUUUGGAAGCUUCCAUAAGGUCCAUUUAACAGUGAGUAGGACAAGUGUCAAGCUUUAUAUUGACUGCAAGAAGAUUGGAGAGAAGUUCAUUAAUGUUGUUGGUAAAAUCUCCACAAAAGGAUUUGAGAUGCUUGGAAAACUAGUAAAAAGCAGGGGACCCAGCAAUGGUUCAGUACCAUUUCAGUUGAAGGCUUUUGCAAUGGUUUGUAAUACUUCCUGGGCUGACAUGGACAACUGCUGUGAUCUACCUGCAUUGAGAGAUGAACUGGCAUGCCCUCCUCCUGUCCAUGCAUGCACUUGUUCAUCAGCUGUGCAAGGACGACCAGGGCCUUUAGGACUACCAGGCCCCCCUGGUUUAAGAGGUGCUCAGGGUGAACGUGGGGAACCUGGACCUCGGGGUCAAGUAGGUCCAAUUGGUAAACCAGGACCUAGGGGAGCAGAUGGCCAACCUGGAUCUCCAGGGGCAAGAGGACUCAGUGUACAAGGACCUGCAGGUCCUCCUGGUGAAAAGGGUCAGAAGGGUGACCCUGGACAAAGGAACAACCAGGGUCUUCCAGGUCCUCAGGGUCCUCCAGGGAGAGAAGGCCUUCAGGGACCAAAGGGUACAAGAGGACUGGAAGGUGCAAUAGGACCCCCUGGACUUCCUGGGCCAAGAGGGCCAGCAGGUAUCACAGGGCCAGCUGGCUAUCCAGGGGAACGAGGCCCACCAGGCAAAGUAGGGCCAUCUGGUCUCCCUGGUGCAAAAGGAGAAAAAGGCGAGAAGGGAGAAAUUCAGUCCCUCGCUUCGGUUUAUCAACUGGUUACCCAAGCUUGUGAGGACCUUGUUCAGAAUCACAUGAUCAAAUUUGAUUCGAUCCUGAAUGAGUUUACAAGGAACCCGGCACCUGUACGGAUCAUUCAGGGGCCAGCAGGUGAAGUCGGGCGCCCAGGGCAACCAGGACCACCUGGAAGUAGAGGUCCUCCAGGAAUACCAGGCAUGCCUGGUGAUGUUGGAAAGGCUGGCUACCCAGGAGAGAUAGGUAAACCAGGCAAUAAAGGAGAGAAGGGUAGCCCAGGAAUCAAUGCUCCAGGCUCUGAAGGACCAAGAGGGACGCCAGGCCUUCGAGGUGAAGGAAAACGUGGGAAACAAGGACCACAGGGCUUGCCUGGCCCACCAGGCCGUCCUGGGCUGCCAGGUUUUCCUGGAUCCAUUGGGCCACCAGGUCCUGCAGGACAUUGUGAUGUCCCUACCUGCAGCACAGUUAACCCAAGGCGUGAAUCAGACAUUGAACCUGAGGGUGAAUUGCAGUACCUGCCUUAAAUCAUUUACAGUUAUGGAAACAAUUCUUGUUUUUAUGUGUAAGGAGAUCAAAACAACCAAAGCAAAUUAUUUCAACAUAAUGAAGAGUGUUCAGUUGAAUGAACCACAAACACAUUUCAGAUUUUGAGAACAGAAUCAUUUUCAUAUCACAUUGUGAUGACACUGUAAGUUCCAGCAUGUACUGUUCGAUGGGGAAUGGGACAAGUUGAUGGUGAGGUAUAUGAAAUAUUGGUCAUAUGUAAAGAAAUCUGAUGUUGCAGUUUAGAAAAAUGUCUGCUAUCAUAAAGGACGUGUUGAUCAAUCACAUAAUAUGAAUUUUAUCAGAUUUAUUCGGAAUCACAGCGAGAUAACAAAAGAGAAAGAGACUUGCUUAUGGUGGCUGAUUUAAAGUUAACUGCAAGGAAAUCCUUUUUCAAUGUUUGCGUAUUGCUGAAGAUUGACAGCGUUCACUGUUGUUGAAGAACUACAGU